Molecule: messenger RNA, 808 nt
Organism: Moneuplotes crassus
Lineage: Eukaryota; Ciliophora; Spirotrichea; Euplotida; Euplotidae
Source: the annotation of a GenBank genome assembly
AUGGAUGACAAAGAUCAAAAAUGAAAUAAAAGCACAGACCUGAUGAACCAGAACAAUGAGGUGACCCAAAACACGAGGUUUGAAGUGAAGGAAGCAGAGAAUAUCACAGGAGAGAGCACUGAAAAGCAUAAAGACAAGACUCAGUUUGAAGAAGAAGAGAAGAUACCUCACAAGGAUCUCCCACAAGAAGACAAUUUCAAGGUCACGGAUAUUGACAAAGUAAUGGCAGUGCCUACUUCAGACUUAUUAGAAGUAACUGAAACGCUACACCCAGAUGUGGUUACCACCGAUAUCAAAGGCGAUCCAAAGCUUGCAAGUAUUUCUGGAGUACUGCCGCCUUGACCACAACCUCAAGGAGUAGAACGCCCUCAGGAUGCUGAAGACCAGAAGGAAGAAGACAAAGAAACUGAUUCUAGACCUAUAGAGGAGGCUCAAACCUCUGAGAACCAAUCCGAACUCCCAUCUGCACAAACUAGUCUCAACCAAGGCAAAGAUGAAGUCCAAAUGAAGUCUAAGCCUGGACCUAAAAAGCCAAUGUCUCCUUUCUUCCAGUUUUCCAAAAACAGGAGGGAACAACUUAAGCAACAGAACCCUGGCUUGAGCAUGAGAGAUGUGAAUAUGCUUCUAGCUCAAGAGUGGAAAGCCCUGACUCCUGAAGCCAAAGCCCCUUUCAAAGACCUUGCUGCUAAGGAUAAGGAGAGGUACGAGAGGGAGAAGAAAGAGCUUAAUCAGUCAGAAAUUUCAGAGAGCAAACUCCAGUAGAUCCUGUUGUGCAAGAACCCAAGCCUAUGAGGUAAUUAUGUUUCAA